Molecule: messenger RNA, 2820 nt
Organism: Petromyzon marinus (sea lamprey)
Lineage: Eukaryota; Metazoa; Chordata; Hyperoartia; Petromyzontiformes; Petromyzontidae
Source: RefSeq, a predicted model, not a curated record
UGUUGCGCCCGAAACGUCGUGAUUUAUUUUAAUUUUUUAGCAGACGUGCAAACUUACGUGUAUUGGAGGACAAACUCGAGUGAGACGUAACAGGGCUCGGGCAGGACACGCCGCUCGAUGGGACGAUGUCCGCUGGUUGCAGACUAACAAGGAUGCGGCGACCGAAGUAGAGAAAAAAAAAUAGACACAAAUUCACGACCGCUGCGGAGACGGAGCAAUCAGUUUGAGCUUGCGCGCAGGAGCUAGAGGGAUCGUUGAAUCGAGAGUCCUCAAGAGAGACGCCGAAGGUUUUAGGAGGCCUUCAUUCAUCAGUGGAUAGACCAUGGCUGCUGCUGCUGCUGAUGAUGAUGAGUGCCAGUCACAUCUAUGUAAUCCUUCCCGCUAGCUGACUGGAGCCGUAUGCUUUGUGCCGUUGCCUGAGCAGGUGCCACAGCCAAACCAACAAUGACCUUCGGAAAUUCGAACAAACCAAGAUGCCGCGGGAUAACGCCGUACGAAUACAACUGCCAGUGGCUGCCGGGCCUGCAGGACACCGAGGCGACCAGCUACACCCUUUCCAUCUUCAUCGAGAAUGAAACUCCGCAGCACCUGAUGAUUGCGUGCCCCACGCAGCCUCGGUGUCCACCGUACUCCUGCCCCUUCAAAGCCGACGCCAUGGACUCCGAGUCGUAUGCUGCCACGGUGAUCGCGGAGGGAGGGCCGGGGGGCCGCGUGCUCAGCGACACUUACAGAUUCAUCCCGAUCAAUAUCGUCGAGCCCGACCCUCCGGUGGAUUUGCGGGCCAUGCCGAGAGGCGGGAGCGAGGACGAGAUCUUAGUGACGUGGAAAUUCCCUCCGACGUGGCCAGAAGUCGACCGGAUGUUCCCCCUCCAGAUUGAACUGCAGUACAAGCUCGCAGAGCACGACGAGCAUUAUAAGAAUGUGACAGCCGACAAAGGCGCGAGGCGGUUCGUGAUUGUGAACACGAGGCCCGGAGCCGCCUACAAAGUGCGCGCGCGCGCCCGGGAGUGCAUCAUGCUCGGCUUGUGGAGUUCGUGGACUCGGGAGAUCACCUCCUCACCCCGGAGGUCAAAGGCAGCAGACACAGCAAGCCACGUGCGAGCCAUUGCCAGGACAAGAACAUCAACAGCAGCAGCAGCGAUGGCAGCGAUGACAACAGCCUCUGGCAUCUCAAGCACGGCACACACCUGGAGCCGUGGGGUCCGUCGGCACGGAAAGAGGCCGCAGCUCCACCACGGCACCCUGCACAUAUCGGACACGGUCACUGUGUCACACGAGGCCGGCGCAUCGCCGCCUCCCGAUCCGGACACCCACGUGGAGACAGACGCCUGCUCCCUGAGCUUCAAGACGAAGGCCUUGUGCCUUCUCGCCGUCGCCACGGCCACAGCCUUCAUAACCACGGCGAUGGUCCUGUGCAUCUUCUACCUCUGGAGGAAACCGAUGGGACACGUUAAGAAGUACUUGGCGGCUGUCGGCCAGACCGACGGGACAACCAAGUGCCCGCCCACGGCCACCGCCACCGCCAGCCCCCCCGGGACCGCCGGCCCUCCGACCGCCCCUCACUUCCACGAGGGCCCGCCGCCCAUCGAGGGAGAGGAUUCCAGCGUCGUGUGCGAGAGCCUCAUGAACUGGGAGUACUGGGCAGCCGCCAGCAAUCCAGAGCCCCCAUCCCUGGACAGCAGAGGCGCUGCCACUUCUCGUGCACACCCACUGCAGGCCUGAAGCCGCCGCCGCCGCCGCCGUCGCCGUCCGAUUACCCGUCAGAGUCGAGAGGUCGCCACGGCGAUCGCUGCUGACGUCCACUCCUUCCUGCUGUCGGAUCCCGUAGUCAUCGUAAAGUUAACCCUCGACCGGCGAGGUUGACCUCUCACGGUCAGGUCUAUUGGUCGAACCAGGUCAGAGGUCGAGAAACCAGCGUGACCUCGUUCGUGCCGCGGUGGCGAGAUGUUAUCUCCCUCGCCUGGUACGCAGGAGGUCGUUUGGUUCGGUCCCGGCCCUGACGCCUGCUGCUGUAUAUUUGGAAUGUGCGUGUUCUCUCUCCCCGUGGUGGCGUCGAUUUUUCCCUCCGCAUUUAGAAUCAUGCUCGAGAGAUAUAUUUGACUGCUACUAUAAAUUCCCACACAUGAUAAGCCACGUCGUUGAGCUAGCAGUUGUGGCCAGGUUGCUUCUUUAAAAAAAUAGCUAAUAGGUAAGUAAAACUGCUUAAUUUUAGUUUAGUUUAAAAUAGCCAUCAACCUGGGUCACUGAAAUGACAAAAGCAAAACGAAUCCGAGUUAUGGUAUCUCACCAUGGCCACUUGGUGUUGGGUCCUCCCCUUGUUACACGUUCUCACCUCUAGAGAGGGUGUUUUGGCCUACCCUUCGACGCUGGCCAGACGCCUUGGAAUAGGUGGGAGUACUCAGACUUUACCCCACCGCAGCCUGCCUGUAAAGUCGUCGUUCACGCAUUGCGAGGCAUUCCAUCAAGUCCUUUAGGAAUGUUUAUUUAUAAGUGGGACAUUCCAAAUGUACAACGGCCAUGACUUUAGAUUCUACUUGAAACUGCCAUAGAGUUUGUGUGUGCGUGGCUUGAUGUCCUGUACGGAACAAUUCAUCGUUUAUAACAAUGCAUAAUUCUAACAUUACUAAUUCAGUCUAACAUUAUGAAGUAGCUGGUGUGUGCAUUUUUUAGACAACAAAAACAAUUCCAACAGAUUAUCAUGCUCAUGAAGUUAUGCUGAUAAGUUUAACGGUGACAUUUAACAACUAUUUUGGCCGUAUUUAACCGUUCAGAUCAUAUUAUAAUCACUAUACGAUUUAAUAAAUAUACAUCUUAAAAUUC